AUGACCAAGGUUGACGGAGAAAUGAAUCCUGAACAGCCCCGCCCGAGCGCUGCUCCGUCAACAAACCCGACAGUAAUGGCUACAGGGAGCACCGGAACUUCGCGAACCACUAAUAGACCUGAUGUGCCAGAUGUUCAGCAACCAAGUUCAGUCACAUCGUCUGUUGGGCAACCUUCUAAAACGACCGAACGAAAUGAAAAUGUCAAGGUAACUGUAGCACAUACAGUAGGACCUAUGACCAAGGUGGACGGGGAUAUGAAUCCUGAGCAGCCUAGCUCCCCAGGCGCUAUGACAACACCAAAUCCGACAGGUCUGAUUAUGAGGAACACAAUGUCUACUCCCAAUCUGCCCUCAGAAGUCACUGGAUCAAAAGAGAAACUCGAUUUCACUUCACGCCCGGAAACCACNCUGGAACAUCGCACUCCUCGACCUGAUGUUCCGGAUGUACAGGAACCAGGCCCGGUGAAACAAUCUACGAAGCAACCAACUGAAACUACAAAACAAAACGAAAAUUUCAAGGUAACUAUAUCACCUACAGUAGGACCUAUGACCAAGGUAGACGGGGAUAUGAUUCCUGAGCAGCCUCACCCAAAUGUUGCUACAACAAGGACUUCGACAGUUAAGCCUACGACAUCAACUCCCUCAGAUGUAACUAAGCCACAGAGAAAACACGAUUCAACUUCAGACACCACAACUGCCCAUGAGACAUCGAGAGCACCAACCAGGUCGAGUGUGAGAACUGGGACCCUGCCAACCACUAUUGGACCUGAUAUUCCUGAUGUACAGCAACCAGGUGUAGUCACAACGCCUGUCGGGCAAACAACCAAAACAACUAAACAAAAUGAAAAUAUCCACGUAACUAAGCCUACAGUUGUACCUAUGAUCAAGAUAGACGGUGAAAUGGAUCCUGGACAGCCUCAUCCAGGCAAUGUUUCACCGACAAGAGCAACGAACCUGCCUACAAAAACUACAACGACGCGAUCUGGGCAACGUUCCCCACCUCCCAUCAGGGAGCAAGACCGUCAAAACAUCACCACAACUAUUAUGGAUGUGCUCUCCACCACUCCACCAACAUUCACCACAAAAGUCCCAGCCGUAACUCAAAAGGAAAGGUCGAGCCCUCCCAAAUCUGUAACAACUAAUACCACACCUCCUUCGCCUAAUCCUCCAGCUGCUUCAUCACCUCAGUCGUUCACUUUGCACACCACUCUUCCAGUCGUUUCUAGCACUGCACCAUCAACUGCACCGUCACGCCCUAUCACUGAUGCACCCACCAGCAGUAUCGCACCGCCCAAACCCGAUUUUACAGAAUCUGAUAUUUUUGUUGACUCAGAACUUCAUUCGACUACUGAAGAUGACCUCAAAGUUGUGGUGGAAUCAUUCGAAAGCACUGCGGCACCAACGGGUGAGGUACAAGUCACGAACCGACGAUGCACGUCGACUGACCGAUCAAUGUGCCACGAGUUGGCGAUAUGUGAGGUGGCAACCGGCUCAUGCCGAUGCAAGGACGGCUUUGCUGGAGAUGGGUACACAAAUUGCACGUGA
Messenger RNA from Haemonchus placei, 1545 nucleotides. Lineage: Eukaryota; Metazoa; Nematoda; Chromadorea; Rhabditida; Trichostrongylidae. The record is from the annotation of a GenBank genome assembly.